AACACAAGUGUGCUCUUCCGGAACCUGAUUCGAUCUGAUGGCUUCACUGUAGACUUUUUAUUUAAUCGUAAGAAGAAACCAAAAGAAGACGAAAUCAUUGAUCAUCAUGACUUGAAGUUGGAAGACUUUUUAUAUGAAGAGAUAACGGCAAACUACAGACCCGCAGUUGUUGAUCCUGGUCGAAAGACCGUAUUUACAGCAGCAAUCGGGUUAGAAACAGAAAGACACGAGAUACGACGCUGCUCAACAAAAGAAUAUUACCACAUGACGGGUAGUACUCAAAGGAAAAAUGCUAGUUGUACGAUAAAAGAUAUAGAAAUUGAUAUACCGAGUUGGAAAAUAGGCUCGCCUGAACAGUAUGAAAUAUAUACUACUUAUAUACUGCAAGAUUUAGAGACUCUGUUCUCAUUCUACGGGUCUGGUAUGGGUGAAACAAGAUUCCGUCUGUAUCAAGGGCAGCAAGCAACAGAUGAAAUGGCCAAAGAAAGGGCAAACCUAAGCGUAAUAAAAGAAAAAAGAAGAAGAAACAGAAAGAGAAAGAAGAAGAGAAGCAGAAAAAAGAAAAGAAAGAGGAAGAGAGCCACGUUCGGUAAGUCCUGUAGCGAUUAA
Molecule: messenger RNA, 609 nt
Organism: Mycotypha africana
Lineage: Eukaryota; Fungi; Mucoromycota; Mucoromycetes; Mucorales; Mycotyphaceae
Exons: 3
Source: RefSeq, a predicted model, not a curated record